Messenger RNA from Ectocarpus sp. CCAP 1310/34, 2086 nucleotides. NCBI's taxonomy places the organism in Eukaryota, Phaeophyceae, Ectocarpales, Ectocarpaceae. The record is from the annotation of a GenBank genome assembly.
AUGGACGGAUCGAUCGACAACACCACCUACCCGGAGAUCGCGGCAGGCAUCAUCGCGGCGAAGACAGCGAAGCGCGAGGGUCCUGGUUUCCAACUGGAGGGCGGCAAGGUCGUGGCGACUCUCGUGAAUAUUUCCUUCGACGGAUCGUAUCGCAACCGAAACCACACCUCACACGGCGUCAACGUCGUCGCGUCUGUGAAGCGCAUGAAGCCGGACCAUCGGGGUCUCAUGGAUUCGGUGUUGGAUCAAGUAACCUUCGGCCGCCAUAUCGGCAAGGAUGCCCCGCUUCAGCCCGUUUGCGCUCUCAGCCGAAACAAGGGAUUUUGCCGUGUUCACGGAAAGGCAGAAGAUUGGGACAGCCGCAGGCGCCCUGCAAAGGGGUCGUCGCCCGAGGANCGAAACAAGGGAUUUUGCCGUGUUCACGGAAAGGCAGAAGAUUGGGACAGGCGCAGGCGCCCUGCAAAGGGGUCGUCGCCCGAGGAGGAGGACGCCGCAAAAAGACUUCGUCAUGGCAAUUGCUACUCGUCCACAUGCCUGCGCAGUCCUCUCAGCGCCCCGGCCACCGAGCCGUUGGGCAUCAUGAUCUUGUGCCUGCGGCUGAUGUACGAAGGGUUCUGGGUGAACGCGUUUGCGCAUGACCAGGAUGCGGGCAUCGGACACAUAGUGCGCGGGCUGUUCGACGACGCCCUCGAGUGCCUGGACAGGGCUCAUAUUCAGAAGAAUAUGAAGAAGGCCAUCGUCAAGUUCGCUUCGGGCUAUGCUAGCAGGGCUUGUCGGUACUUUGCGUGGGUCGUACGGGAAGCCAGGGAGGUGGUGGAGCGAUGCGUGGACGACAGCAUCACCCUCGCAGAGGCUUUUACAGAGGGCUUUGCGCACCUCGUGUUCCACCUACAAGGCGUUCACAAGUACUGUUCCUCGGGGUGCGCCGGGGCCGAGGAACAUGUUGCGGAAGGAGAGGAGCCUCGGGCUGGGAACGUGGAACAACCUGACAUAUUCGACAUAGAAGAACUCCGGGUGGACUCCGAGCCUGACUUGGGUGCAACUGCGAUGCCGCAAAACCCCGUCACGAGGGCGACGCCGGGUGCCGGUGACGCCGAGGCCUCAUCGGCGGCAGGUGUCGGCGAAGAUGUCGCCAAGAAGGGCGGAAAGAAAAGUCUGCGACCGUGUAGGGGGUCGCAAUUCACGGCCGCCAGCCUCAGACAGACGUUGGACGACACGGUCAGCCUGUCCAAGGUCAAGGAGCAGCUGUGGGUCAGAGUCUCGUUGACGAUACUCUUCUUCAGGGCGGCAGGGGGGGCGGAGUCUCUCUCCGAUAGGGGGAAGGCAAUGCUCGACAGCUUUUACCAGGCGGUAAUGGAUGCCACGGGCGCAGCGCGGCGAGUCUCAGAUGUGGCGGAUUCCACUCGCGCCGAUCUGGAACGGGCAUGCGCGGGAGUACACGGGCACAUGUCGGAGAAGGAAAAACGGACAACACAAGUACCGCUCGCUGGCAUCCCAGGGCCUUGGGAGCCUGCCCGGACCGAGGAAGGCUACACUAGCCCGUGUGAUGGACCUGCACGGCUAGUGCAAACCAGGGAAAUCCAGGGGCGCAAGGAGGCGUACAUCGGAGCGUCGGCAGCAGUUCUGGAGGCAGAAAGGAUAUUCCGGAAAGAGACGGGCCGCACACUGACGGUGUCUGUGGUCGGAUCCUCUCAGCGCGAAACGUAGGUUCUACGGGUGCAACAUUGUCCUUCCGCAGGGUAUCCGAUUUCAAUACGUACAUGUUCGGCGCACUACUAGGACGAAGGACAAUCACGCCGACACCCCAUAGUCUUCAACUUACUCGUACACACCCCGGCUGAGUAGAACACAGACGACCCCUUCUAUCCGACAUUAGUGUGACACCCUUACCGCCCUCUUUUGACACGAGGAAAAAUCCCACGGCCCAUCGACUUUUCGUUUUGACCCAGCAGAUGCAAGAAAAAUUCACUUCAACCCUCAACACAACCGCAUGCGCCCGGCACCGUGUUUCUGUACCCCAACAGGUCCUCCGUGCGUCACCAGGCAUGGUCGGACAGUCGUCAGUGGACCUUCUUCUCGCACUGCU